AACUACAGAUGCUGCACACACUGAGCAGGUUUCUUUUGUCAUCAGAUAUGUGCAUAACAUGCAAAUCAAGGAGCGCUUUCUGCAGGUGUGCAAUGUGCAGGUCACAAGUGGAGAUGCUCUUGAAAAGACAGUCAUAGCUCUCCUGGAAGAAAAUAAUCUGAAGUUGGAAAACAUCCAAUGUACAAUGUACCCCGAUAAGCGUCCACUGGAGCUGCAGAAGCUGUCAGACACACGGUGGGCUUGCAGAGAAACUGCCCUUCGCACUCUGAGAAAGGUCCUCCCAGCUGUCAUGCAGUUUCUUGAGGAAAUAACACAGCAAGAUCCCCCAAACUCUUCAGCAGGUGAUGCAAUGAUCCUUCUCAAGAGCAUCAACUUUGAAUUCUUCCUGUGUCUGGAGAUCACCUGUCCAAUCUUCCAGAUGACUGCAAUGGCUUCUGAUGCUUUGCAACAGAAAGACAUAGACCUGGCUGCAGCAUACAAAAUUGUUGAUGGAGUUUUUCAGAGGCUGGCCCACACCAGAACAGAGGAAGAGUUUGAAAACAUGUAUCAACAGGCUACAGAGAAGGCUGCAUCAGUGGGCCUGGACCCGCCAAAUGAGAUUCCUGGUCAAGCUAGGAGGAGGAAAAUGCCAGCAAAGUUCAAGGUCAUUGCCACAGCAGCUACUGCUGACCACACUUUCCCUACUUUGCAAGACUACUACCGUGUUAAAGUGUAUUACGCUUUUGUGGACAUGAUGACACAAGAGCUUCAGAGACGCUUUAAAGGAGAAGAUAACUCAACAUGGGAAAUCUUGAAUGCCCUCCACUGCCUGACAGUCCCAGAGAACUGGAAAACAACAAAAAUUCCAACAGAGGCACUGCAAGCUCUGAAGAAACUCUGCCAGUUCUACAACAUUGAAGAAGAAGACAAACUGCAGACAGAGCUUAAGGUCUUCCAUAUGUCAUACUCAUGCCCCUCACCAGUCAGUGUAGCAUCUCUUCUUUCAGUGGUCAGAGAAAACAAUGCACAUCUGGUUUUCCCUAACUUGACUGAGCUGCUGAAGACAUACGGCACACUUCCAGUGUCUACAGCAACUGUGGAACGCUCUUUCUCAAAACUGAAGCUGGUGAAAACAAAACUUCGCACCCUUUGCACAGAAGAGAGGUUGUCAGAGCUUCUUCUGCUGGCAAUUGAGAAGGAUAUUCCAAUCAACCACAGUGAGGUCAUUGACAUUUUUCAGGGCAUGGGCAACAGGAAGUUGCUGUUAUAACUGCAACAAAGAAAAACACAACUUUGUGAUGUGUAAAAAGAAACCACAGACCCAGACAAGCACACACACAUCCCUCCUCUAUUCUCUAUAUCUCAUUAUAAAUGUUCCCUUUUCAGUUUAAUAAAUUAUUAUUAUUAUAGCAUUUCUUGUUGGAAUCAUGUUUGUGUUUUGAGGUUGGAAAACAAAAAUAAAGUUUUGAAAUUAAAAUAAAGAGGUGUCACAAUUGUUUAAUUUUUGUCCUCCAGUUUUAUUUUAACUAAAAAACAAGGACUCUAGGAAGAGCAGCCACAGUUACAGUCCAGUGUCUAAUGGGGAUCUAAAUUCAACUUCAUACAUUAUCUUCCAAUGUCCUAAAUUAAUGCACAGCUUGAAUUAUGGCUUUGUGGAUAUAGACUGUACCUUCACCUCUCCUUUAUUCUGGUCCCCCAUUAAUGUUCCCCUUUCAGUUUAUGAAUGAGCAAAUAGUUCUGUUUAGUUCAAACAGUCAGCCUGGCUGCAGCCUCUCAGCAGGAGUCUCCGACAAACAGUCAGCAGUAUGGUAGGUCACAGUCAGCCAUUUUCAAUGUCAGUUAUCUUUGCAUCUUCUCAUGAUGAGAAAACACUUGUUUAAUCAGCUACGAUCUCUCCCAUGUUUUUUUUUUAGUGUCUACAGUCUCAGAUCAAUACAGCCCACCUCCAGCAGUGUCAUCAUCAGUAGCAGCAGCCUCCUCACCAACCCCUUCAACAAAAGCUGUUCAAUGAACCCCAUCAGGUCAAACACAGACUGCCUCCUAACAAAGAUAUGAGGUGUGUCGUAUGUUGUGAUUUUAUGUUUCAUUCUUUAAGAAUAUCUGCUGCUACAAUUCACCCAGGUAUAUUGUAGGUAUGUUUAUGGUGUUUCAAAUUCGUGCUCCAUGUGCCCCCCUUUGAACUUUGAGCACCUGCCCCUCCAAAGGUCUCUGCACGGCCCUGACUCACAGUUUAACAUGAUGGAUUGUAGGACAGCUCUGCUGCUUUUAACUCUCUGCUGGACAGGUGUUGAUGGUCAGACUCUGACAGAAUCUGGAUCAGCAGUUAAAAGACCUGGAGAAUCCCACAGACUGACCUGUACAGGAUCUGGAUUCACAUUCAGCGACUAUGACAUGAACUGG
Molecule: messenger RNA, 2379 nt
Organism: Acanthochromis polyacanthus (spiny chromis)
Lineage: Eukaryota; Metazoa; Chordata; Actinopteri; Pomacentridae
Product: zinc finger MYM-type protein 1-like
Exons: 2
Coding region: 59-1249 (396 amino acids)
Molecular function (GO): protein dimerization activity
Source: RefSeq, a predicted model, not a curated record